This is a messenger RNA of Salvia miltiorrhiza (redroot sage), 1412 nucleotides long. Its product is annotated as patatin-like protein 3. NCBI's taxonomy places the organism in Eukaryota, Viridiplantae, Streptophyta, Magnoliopsida, Lamiales, Lamiaceae. Gene Ontology annotation, biological process: lipid metabolic process. Gene Ontology annotation, molecular function: glycerophospholipase activity; monoacylglycerol lipase activity. The record is from RefSeq and is a predicted model, not a curated record. The transcript is spliced from 6 exons. Bases 47 to 1288 code for a protein of 413 amino acids.
CACAAUUAUUAUCACAAAAAUUUACCCUCAUGCAGCCAAGGACGAAAUGGAGAGGAUCAAUUUUCUAGUUGCAUUAACUUUUCUUGCAACUCUGCAAUUCCUACUAUUUCCCAUCUCUAAUGCUCAAACAAAAGGAAGAAUGGCGACGGUGCUAAGCAUCGACGGAGGCGGCGUUAGAGGCAUCAUUCCAGGCACAAUUCUGGGCAACCUCGAAGCCAAACUCCAGGAAUUAGAUGGCCCGGAUGCAAGAAUUGCAGAUUAUUUCGAUGUGAUUGCCGGAACGAGCACCGGCGGGUUGGUCGCCACCAUGCUCGCGGCGCCAGGUGCCAACAAUCGGCCUAUGUAUGCUGCCAAGGAUCUUACCUCAUUCUACAUAGAGCACUCUCCCAAAAUCUUUCCCGAGAGCAGUCGGAACGCGUUCGGUGCGUCGCUUACAGGGUUGUUCGGCGGUCCAAAGUACGAUGGAGAGUACCUAAAACAGUUGGUGGAAGGACUCUUAGGCAAUCACACCCUCAACCAAACCCUAACAAAUUUGGUCAUUCCCUCAUUUGAUCUCAAGCGCCUCCAACCUGUUAUCUUCACCACAAAAGAUGUAGAUGGAAACCAAAUUCUUCCAACGACAGUUCGACUAUCCGACGUCUGCCUCAGCACCUCCGCAGCUCCAACUUACUUCCCACCGCAUUAUUUCGAGGCUAAAGGCGCCAAUGAAACGGUGCAUUCCUUCAAUCUCAUCGACGGAGGUGUCGCCGCCAAUAACCCUACCUUGACGGCGUUAACGCACGUGUCGAAACAAUUGAUACUGGGGAAGUUGAAGGGGUUGGACGUAAGGGCAGGGGAGAGCAACAAGAUGCUGGUGGUGUCGUUGGGAUCGGGAGUCGCCAAACAGGAAGAGAAGUAUAAUGCUAAAGAUGCCGCUGCGUGGGGGUCCCUUAGCUGGUUAUACAACAACGGAGCCACGCCGCUCAUCGACGUCUACGCAGAUGCCGGCGCCGACAUGGUCGAUUUUCAUGUCUCCACCAUUUUCAAGUCCUUUGCCAACGACCAAAAUUACCUGCGCAUCCAGGAGGAUAACUUGGCGGGAGAUGCAUCUUCGGUUGACAUUUCGACAACAAAGAAUAUGCAAACGCUGAUGCAGAUUGGCCAAGACCUGCUGAAGAAGCCGGUUUCUAGUGUGGAUUUGGAGACGGGUAGAUCAGUGCCAGUUCCGGGCAGUGGCACCAAUGAACAAGCGUUAGCAAGGUUCGCAAAGCAGCUAUCUGAUGAAAGGAAGUUCCGCCAAAAUAAAUGAAUUUAUAUAUUACAUCGUUUACUAUUUUUAUUGUAAAAGUGUGUUCAGUGUUCACACAAUAUAUUCUUAUGUAUUUUAAUUCAAAUAUAGUUAUUAAUUCAAUAUAUUCACUUACUUGGUUUUA